Molecule: messenger RNA, 1185 nt
Organism: Bolinopsis microptera
Lineage: Eukaryota; Metazoa; Ctenophora; Tentaculata; Lobata; Bolinopsidae
Product: protein polyglycylase TTLL10-like
Exons: 2
Coding region: 1-1089 (362 amino acids)
Biological process (GO): protein polyglycylation
Molecular function (GO): protein-glycine ligase activity, elongating
Source: RefSeq, a predicted model, not a curated record
AUGAGUGCUGCUAUAUGUUGCAAUUUGUUACACUCUUUCGACAUACCUCCAGAAUAUCAAGCAUCCCCGACAAAGGAAAGAAGUUUUGUUAUUUUUUUUGGUGGGGGAAAUAAAUGGAAACUCUUUGUAGAAAAAGCAUUGGUUAAUAAAGGCUGGGUUUUAUCAGAAAACGAAGAUUUAUUUCAUUUGAAGUGGACUGAACUGAAAUCCCACAUAGACUAUGAAAAAUUCCAAGAAGGCAAACAAUUAGCCAACCAUAUUUCUACUUCAAGCUGUAUAACUACUAAAUCUGGCUUAUUGAAUUCACUGAGGAGUUAUUUUGGUAGUUCUGCUUUCAAAGAACCAGCCAGUGAAUUCAAAAAAUUUUUCCCAGAAACAUAUCGACUUGGAGAUUGUAGAGAGCAAGAGAAACUCCUAAAUACUAUAGGAAAAGAUGAGUUAUGGAUAUGCAAGCCAACUAAUUCCAACCAGGGAAAGGGAAUCUUUCUCAUCAAAGGCAAAAAAGAACUUGUUGAUUAUAUUGACCGGAGAAAAAAACAGAACAAAGCUCGCAAUUCAACCAGAAUAGUGCAAAGAUACAUUGCUUCUCCACUUCUACUAAAUGGAAGAAAAUUCGACAUUAGAGUAUAUCUUCUAGUGGGUAGUUCAAGACCAUACAAUGUAUUCUUCCACAGUGGGUAUUUACGACUAGCCUUGAAUACAUAUGACAAUGGGUCGGAUGAUUUGAGUACGCAUCUUACAAAUCAGUAUUUACAGAAAAAACAUCCAAAUUACUUAGGUUUCAAAAACGAUACUGUCUGGAGUAUGGAACAGUUUCAAAAGUACCUUGAUGAUGAGGGAUAUACAGAGAGACUUGGUCUGAAGCCUGAUUGGGUGUUCACUGAUCUCCACGAGAGGAUGAAAACUUUAGCAUAUACUGUUUUUAGGUCGGCUCAAACAAGCUUGGUUCCUAAGGUAGGAUUGUUUGACUUAUAUGGACUCGAUUUUAUGUUAGACGAAUCUUUAAAUGUUUGGCUCUUAGAAGUGAAUACAAAUCCAGCUCUCCCAUCAUUGUACUGUUUUGCAAGACUUUUUGCCAAAUCUUAUUGACGAGACACUAGGUAUUUGUCUUGAACUUUUCGAUAAAAAAGUGUCUGGUUUAAAAACGUUUCCUAUAGCUUCCCAAAAUAAUUUUGAGCUCAUUUA